Molecule: messenger RNA, 3152 nt
Organism: Tetrahymena thermophila SB210
Lineage: Eukaryota; Ciliophora; Oligohymenophorea; Hymenostomatida; Tetrahymenidae
Product: transmembrane protein, putative
Exons: 5
Source: RefSeq, a predicted model, not a curated record
AUGAUAAUUUGCAUUCCUCGAUUAUACUAAUAAAUUAAUGUAAUAAUAUUACAAUAAAUAACAGUCAUUUUAUAAAUAACACAAAUACUAUUGGUAAUGGAGGAUCUAUUUAUGCUACUGAUAAUUAAUUCAUUUAAAUAAAAAAUACAGUUUUUAAGCUAAAUCAAUGCUAAUCAUAAAAUGGAGGAGCUUUAAGUAUAAAGAAUAGUUUUGAAAUUGCUAGUCUAACUAUAUAAAAGAGCGCUUUUAUAAAUAAUUAGGCUUAAUUAUCUACAGGUGGAGCUAUUAAUUUGGUGAAUUCCAAUUUGGUGAUGGAAAAUUCUGUAAUUUCUUCAAAUAAGGCCUUGAUUGGUGGCGGAAUCUAUUAUUAAUAAAUAAUUCCUGAUUUUGUAUUAGAUUUUAUGAAGAAAAUCAAUAAUAAUAAUAUAAUCUCUUAAAAUUUUGCAAAGCUAUAUGGAAAUAAUUUAGGAUCUACAUUGAGAAGUAUUAAGAUUAAUUUAAAGGAUAUAGAAACAUCAAGGAAAACAUAAAUAAUAGAAAAUAAAAAUAAUUAAAUUUAUGUCAAUUAAUUUUUAAGUGGAGAUUAAAUAACUUUUAACAAAAUUUAAUUGCUUGAUGAGGAGGAUAAACCUAUCUUUAUACCUAGUGAUGCUAAUUAUAUUCGCACUUAAUAAUACAGCACUGAAGUUUAAUCAAUAUUGUAGUAAAUUAGUGUUUCUUUGUAGUGGGACUAAUCUUCAUAGUAAAUAUAAUGUCUUGGAGAGUUGUAAUCAAAGUAAUUUACAAACAAUGGAUUUAAACUGAAUGCAUAAAUUAUAUAUAAGCCAAAUAAUUAAAUGAUCUUGCAAGUUGUUUCAAAUUUAUUUCCAAAAAUUUCUGAUUCAAAGGGGAAUGUAUAUUUAAAGCAGUACUAACUUUAUAAAAACAUCACUAUUAAUUUCAAUAGCUGUUAAUUGGGUUAAAUUACGAAGCGUUAAAGCAACUCAAUAGUUUGUGAGGAUUGCCCUGAAGGUAAAUACUCUUUAAGCUUGUAAGAUAGUUCUUGCUUAUAGUGUCCUGAUUCAGCUAUUAAAUGCUAUCAGUCAAAAAUUCUUUUAAAAAAUGGAUAUUGGAGAGAAAAUAAAUUUACAGAUUAGAUAAUAUAUUGUAAUUUUCAUCCUAAUUUAUGCUAAGCUGAGUCAAAAUUAUCUAAAGAAUAUUGUAUAGCUGGAUAUAAAGGUCCUCUUUGCUACUCGUGUGAUACCUAUGGAGAAAUAUGGGGCAAAAGGUAUCAAUAAAUAUUUAGUUAGGGAGAAUGCUACAGUUGUGAGGGAAAUAGCUAUAUCAUAAUCACAUAAAAUUUAGUUUUAUUCAUUAUCAUCUUUUACUAUAUAUUUGCCCUUUUAAGAAAUAUAAUCAAUAAAUAGCAAGCUAAGUUAGCAGGCUACUUUAUCACUAAAAUGGAUUUAGUCUAUUUAGGGUCAACGUUAAGAUAAUAAGAUAAGCCUUAGAUAAUUUCCAAAAUUUUAACUGAUCACCUUCAGAUAUUGUCUUUAUUGAGCUUUUUUAAUUUUAAUAUUCCUAACUAUUUUAAGAUUCCAAUUUAGGUAUCCGGAAAUUCUAUGAGCCUAACAAGCAAAUCUAUUGAUUGCUUUUUUUCAAGAUAUCCAAACUUAAAACCUUUAUGGUUUUAUUAAUCCUUGUGGUCAUUAUGUUUACCACUUUCUGUACUCUCUCUUUAUUUAAUAUUUGGCUUUAUUUUAAGGUAUUUUAAAAAAAAUACAAAUAUUUUUAAAUACUUAAAUACUGCAUGUAUCUUCAUUUAUCUUUAUUUUUAUCCGAUGAUUAUUAUGCUAUUUAGCAGGUCUUUGAAUUGCCUAUAAAUUGGUGAUAAAAGCUAUCUUGAUUUAGAUGUAAAUAUAUUAUGCUACGACCCUUAAUAUCAUAAACCAUAUGUUAUAUUCUACUGCAUACCAUUACUAGUUUUUUGGGUAGUUAUUGUUCCACUAUUUUUAUUUUUAAAAAUUAGAAAUGGGAAAAUGAAAAAAUGGCCAAUCUUUACUGAAAUAAAGUAUUCUUUUAUAUUUGCUGGAUAUAAAGAAAAGUAUUAUUAUUGGGAAUUUGCUAAAUUAUUUUAUAAAUCAAUUCUAAUUUUGAUAACUACAUUACUUCAACAGAAUAUUUUAUUAAAAUUGAGCAUGCUAAAUGCUGUUAUCUUAUUAUAGAUUUAUAUAAUAUUUAAGGCCAAGCCUUUCACAGUUUAGAAUUUCAACAAUUUAUUAUAAAGAUCAGCAAUUUUAUGUGCUUUAUCUCUAAAUUUAACUUAGAUUAUUGCUAGUGUAACAAAUAUAAAUUUGAUUUUAGAAGCUAUUUUAAUUACAAUAUUAAUUUUUUUAAAUCUUAAAUUUAUAACUUAACUGGUGAUUGGAAUAUGUCUAAUUACAAUACAAAAUGACAGAUAAAAAAGAAGUACUAUCUAAAAUUGCUUCUUAUAUUGUAUAUCAAAAUACCCUUCUUUAUUUGAAAAUAUUCAAAUUUAAUAAGGUUAAAUAAAAGUAAGCUCUCUUUUGAAAAUAAAGUUAGUUAAAAAUAAAGUUAAACAUUUAGUUAAAUACUUUAAACAACAUAGCUUCUUUAAUUAAGAAUCUUUGCAAGAGCACUUUCAACUCUAAAGAAAUUAAAUCCUUUCUCCUAAAUUAGAAAAAUAGUCAUAAACCAAUAGAUUUACUUUAUUAUCUGGAAACGAAACUAUCAUUGGAUAACAUAAAAAGAUAAAUUCUCUCAAGGGCAUGAGAGAGAAAUGGUCAUACUAUUCAAGAAAAGCGAAAGAAAGUCCACUAAGUAUGCAUAAAUAUGAUAGUUAAGAUAAAUUCUAGAAUUCACCCAAAGAAUUAGCUCUUACUGAAACUGCAAACAUGUAAACUUAUACUUGUAAUGAUGAAUUUGGAUUAUCAAUAACCAGCGAUGAUAAAUUAAAUAAAAAUAUUAAUUAACAUUUGAACAAUAAAUAAUGAUAAAAUUAAAAUAGUCUCUUAAUUAAAAAUUAUGAUAAAUAAAAUAAUGAGAUUUAAACACUACUUUUUAAUUUUAUGUUCUUAAAAAUAUCAUUUUUGUUUUUUAUCUUAAAUUAAUCCAUGUUAAAUAAAUUUAACCAUUUUUAAUUUGAACAUCUU